Molecule: messenger RNA, 1368 nt
Organism: Glarea lozoyensis ATCC 20868
Lineage: Eukaryota; Fungi; Ascomycota; Leotiomycetes; Helotiales; Helotiaceae
Product: RING/U-box
Exons: 5
Coding region: 1-1368 (455 amino acids)
Source: RefSeq, a predicted model, not a curated record
AUGAAAUUUGCGCAUGAGUUUCAGGCCGCCUUGAUACGUGAGGGUUUCCCGCCACACUGGGUAAACUCGGCUGUGCCUUACGGUCAGUUGAAGAAGAUUAUAAAGAAAGUCACAAUAGAAUUGCGAGACCUAGGUUUGGAUUCUUCCACACUAUCACAGCUUGUUUCGGAGGCCGACCCUAAUUCGCCAUCUGAAAUUGGAGAGAAUGGCGUAGCAUUUCAAUAUGAUUUUGAUGGUGAUAAAACCUUGUUCCAGCCCAAGCUUACCCUCCUUCUUCGAGAUGGCCUUGCCGUGGAUGCCACAUUAUCUCCUGAUACGCGAGAGUUCCUUCAGAAAUUGGUAUCUCAGCAGCGGCCUGAGCACUUAAACUCUGCCAAUGAGGAACGGCUCAUCCCAGUGAUGACGAAUGAAAGCUUGGCAAUAUCAUCGCUAGAUGGUAGCUCCAGAGACAGCGGACAAUUGGUUCAACGUGUCGAAAUCCCCUUGACCUUUGAUGCCGAGUUUUUCACAAGACUCCAAGCUGAAGUUGCCACACUGGACACGCUUCAAGCUGGAGAGCAAACUGCGUUGACAGAACAGAUUGUUUCGCUCUCGAAGGACAUUACUUCCUUGACGAAGCCGUCCAGAUUCAAUAAGACAGACUUGUACAGAUGGCGAGAACUGUUUGAAAUCUAUCUUCAAGCCAUGGUGUUCUUCUCGACGCAUGAAAAAGACCGCGGGACUAGAGACAGCUCCACGGCUGCUAAACAACUUCAAUGGUUUCAAGCGGAAGUUGUGAAGAGGAAUAUUGUUGAGUCAUUCAAGCUUCCAGCGAGUAGGCAAGCUCUUGACAAAUUCAUCAAAAUAAACGUUACUCUAUUACGAAGCAUCAAAUUUCAAGAGAUCAACCAGACAGCGAUUAGUAAAAUUCUUAAAAAAUUCGACAAGAGAACUCAACUUGGCGCGAAGAGGAAAUUCCCCAAAUUGAUCCAGUCGAGUUCAGCAAUGUCGCAGACCAUCGCAAAAGCUGUCUGCUCACAGCUUACGGAGGACCUAGUCAGGAAAGUACCGCAAUUGGACGAUAACUUGUGUCCGAUUUGCUUUACGAUUGCCUGGAGACCGGUACGGAUGAAGUGCGAGCAUGUUUUGUGCAUUAGUUGUGCAGUGACCUUGCAGAGGAAAAGGGAAAGAAAGUGUCCACUUUGUCGAGAUGAUGUUAUUAUGAAAGCAGAUGCAGAUAAUAUUGAUCCCGAGUUGGAGAGGUACCUUGAGAAAUACUUUCCCAAGGAAGCGAGAGAGAAGCGUAUCGCGGUCGAGACUGAACGAGGCAAGGAGCUGUUUGGUCACGCUUAUAAACAUCCGUCGGAGCAGAAGUGCUCAUUAAUGUGA